AUGUCGACACAACCAGUGACAACAACUCCUAUGAAAGGAUCGCGCAAUCCUAAACGACAACAGAAAAGGAACAACACACCUGCCUCCCAGGCCAAGACCGUUAUGCUUUCGACGCCUCCUUCAUCACCGCCUCGUAUCGCAAGCCCCAACGACUACUUUGCGACAGGCACACCGGGAGUUUACAACGGAGAACACAACGGCUCACGCAAGAAGACUGACAAUCGCUCUGGCAAGAAGCCCCGGGAAAACACUCGUCCAGCCAAUCCUGCCUAUAACAAUAGCGUGAAUCAUCGCCAUACCUCUUCGCAGCCUAGCAUAGCCUCUCCGCCUCAGCUCAAAGAUAGCCCACAUUAUGCCGGCCCUACUUUCCAUGCGUCUCCUGCGCCGUCUGCCCUUCCGAUGCCGUCAUUCUUCUCCAAGUCCGUUCCUGAUUCCGGUCUUUCUACUUCCCUGGAGCUUGACGAUGAGUUGGACGAAGAGUCAGCGCCAGAGCUUACUCCCUCAAAGCCUAAAUCCAGCGUUUCCCGAAUCAACCACGAACCUUCUCCCUUGGACUUUCUUUUCAAGGCCGCCAUUGAUGCACGAGUCAAAUCUCAGCAGAGCCCUGAGGCCGUUUCGAAAAGCACAGUCUCAAGCUCUACCGACGUCUCGACAACUAGUCAGCGACAAGAAUCUUCCGUAAACGGUAUAUUCUCACUUGAGCUUGAUGGCUCGGACAGGAACACUCCAACAUAUUCGACCCCAAUUUCUUCAUAUAAGCAAAAGAUGAAUGCCUUGACAUCUAGUGAUACUCAACAGCGCCCAGCAACGGAUUUGGAUGAUACUCAGCGAAAGAUCAAGACUGAAGAAUUAAAGCAUCUAUUACUAAAUCCUCGUCCCCAACGUCCUGUAUCGGCGUCUCCCCAUCCCAAGGGUUUGGCGCAAGGCUAUUUCCCCAACGGAGGCUUAGGGUAUGUUACUAAUGUGCAGCAACACGCCAAUUCUGGGCCUCCAACUCCUGUCUCUUUCAACAGCCAUGUUCAGCAACCUACAGGUCGACCAAGCAAUUCUUACAGAUCUUCACCACAGGCCUAUGCGGAGAAUGCCAAUCCAUUCAUGUUUCAUCGAGAUGCUUCGCCCUACGCAAGCCCAGUUAAUACCGCCAGACCAAAUCAGUAUGGGCCCCCCUUUCCGUCGCCUUACCGAAACCCUCAGCCUUCGCAGAGAUAUCAUUCGCCAUCUCCAUUCACUGCCAGGCUACAAUCCACGCCACCUUCCCGUCAGGCAGAGCCUGACACCAAGAAAAUGGAAGAUGAUCUCCGAAGGAUCUUGAAAUUGGACAUGACCCCGAGUAUGCAACCCAACGGAGUGCAGAGUUCUCUAGCUUGA
Messenger RNA from Talaromyces marneffei, 1368 nucleotides. RefSeq lists its product as uncharacterized. Bases 1 to 1368 code for a protein of 455 amino acids. The record is from RefSeq and is a predicted model, not a curated record. Lineage: Eukaryota; Fungi; Ascomycota; Eurotiomycetes; Eurotiales; Trichocomaceae. The transcript has a single exon.